CAAUGUUGUUCCCUGCUGUGACCUGGUUCCUGUUGGUAGCAGGGCUGUUGGGUGUCUGGGCUCAGGACUACUAUGAAGAGAGAACAGUGAACAAGAGACCCAGGGGCAGGGGGGCCCAACUGCAAGCUCCAGCCAUUGCAACUAACGUGCAAAAACAUAAUGGACAAGCCAUUUUAGAUGAGGACUGCGGUCUGGAGCUUGCCUUUCUGCUGGACAGCUCUGAGAGUGCCAAGGAGAACCAUGAGCAGGAGAAGCGCUUUUCCAUGGAUGUGGUGGACAGGCUCCAGGCCACCCGUCUGCAGACGGGCCGCAGUCUGAGCUGGAAGGCGGCCCUGCUGCAGUACAGCAGUCACGUCAUCAUCGAGCAGACCUUCAAGCAGUGGAGGGGCACCGACAACUUCAAGUCCCACAUCACCCCCAUUGUCUACAUCGGCCAAGGCACCUACACCACCUACGCCAUCACCAACAUGACCAAGAUGUACCUGGAGGAGUCCAGCCCAGGCAACAUCAAGGUGGCCAUGCUGCUCACUGACGGCAUCUCCCACCCCAGGAACCCAGACAUCUUCUCAGCUGCCGCUGACGCCAAGAACCAGGGGGUGAAGUUCUUCACGGUGGGCAUCACCCGUGCAGCCAACGAGUCAGCCAACGUGGCCCAGCUGAGUUUGUUGGCCAGUUCUCCUGCCUCCCGAUACCUCCAUAACCUGCAGGAUAUUGACAUUGUGGAGAAAGUCCUCAAAGAAAUUACUGACCUGGCGGAUGAAGGGUGUCCCCCGGCCCAACAAUGUGCCUGUGAGAAGGGCGAAAGAGGACUCAGUGGCUUAGCCGGGAAGAAGGGUCGCCCUGGAGAUGAUGGAGCCCCUGGUCUCAAAGGAUUGAAGGGAGAGGGAGGACUAAGUGGACUUCCAGGUCAGGAUGGCGGAGAAGGAAAAUCUGGUUACAAAGGAGAGAGGGGUGAGAGAGGCGAGUGUGGCACUCCAGGAAUUAAAGGGGACAGGGGUCCUGAGGGCCCAAUGGGCACCAGAGGAGUCAGAGGUCUCCAGGGUUUACCCGGUCCACAGGGUGACGUUGGACCUGAGGGCCCUCAGGGUAAGAAGGGUGAUCGGGGUCAAGCUGGCCCGGCCGGAAUUCAGGGAGAAAAUGGUAUUGGACUUCCUGGACCAAAGGGUGAUCUGGGAUUCCAGGGAAAACCCGGCCCCCCUGGUCCGACAGGGUUGAGUGAAUAUGGCCAGCCAGGGCCUCAAGGGCCACAAGGUUUUCAAGGGGAGAAAGGACCCCACGGAGAGGGGCUCCCUGGGCCAAAGGGAGAACGGGGGCUGGCCGGACCGAGGGGGCCAAGAGGACAGACGGGUGCAGGAAUCAAAGGAGAAAAGGGUGAGUUCGGGCCUCCAGGUCAUCCAGGACUUGUUGGACUUACAGGAGCGGGCAUCCAGGGGGAGAAGGGAGUGGAGGGUCCCAGAGGUCCACCUGGAGGCAGAGGACCUCAAGGAGAGGGCUUACCUGGACCUAAGGGUGAUCAAGGUUUCCCAGGAGAGCUCGGAGCUACAGGGGAGAGAGGCGUUGGUGAGCCAGGGCCAAAGGGUGAGCUUGGUACAUCUGGCCUGGCUGGCUUACCUGGUCUUCCAGGCGAGGACGGGGCUCCAGGACAGAAGGGUGAGGCGGGUGUAGCUGGUAUAAGAGGUCCUGAUGGAGCAGCAGGGAUCGGCACCCAGGGCGAGAAGGGAGACCAGGGUCAAAGGGGCAUCCGUGGAUUACAUGGACCUCCUGGCAUGACCGGACCCUCAGGGGCAAAGGGGGAGCCUGGCACACCAGGCCGACUGGGCAUGCCAGGACUACCGGGACGGGCCAUUGCAGGUCCCAAGGGUGAUCUAGGCCCACCUGGUCCCUCUGGGCCGACUGGAGAGACAGGCUAUGGGCUACCUGGGCCAAAGGGUGACCGUGGUAAUCCUGGUCCAUCAGGACCUUUUGGAUCCAAAGGUGAAGGUUUCCCUGGUCCAGUGGGUCCUCCAGGCCUUCCAGGUCUACAGGGAGAGCAGGGCCCUGAGGGCAUUGGCAUCCCAGGACCUAAGGGAGACAUUGGCUUCAGAGGAUUGCCAGGUUUGCCAGGCCCAAAAGGAAAGGGUGUGCAAGGACCACCGGGUAACAUUGGAAGGAAAGGACCCCCUGGUCCAAAUGGGCCCCCAGGGGAAGGUCUGCACGGCCCCAAGGGUGAGCAGGGGUCUCAGGGUGUGACAGGGCCAAGGGGACCCAUAGGGGAAGGAUUCCCAGGAGGUAAGGGUGACCGUGGCUUGCAGGGUGAGAGAGGAAAUAAGGGUGUAAAGGGGGGCAUGGGAGAUUCUGGGGUUCCUGGAGAGUCUGGGAGGCCAGGAGUAAAGGGUGAAGUGGGGCUUACAAGAGAAGACAUCAUUAAAUUGAUCAAGGAAAUAUGUGGAUGUGGAAUCAAGUGCAAAGAGAGGCCAAUGGAGCUUGUAUUCGUCAUUGACAGCUCAGAGAGUGUUGGUCCGGAAAACUUUGAAAUCAUCAAGGACUUCGUCACAGCGCUGGUGGACCGUACCACUGUUGGACGUAACGCCACCAGAAUUGGAUUAGUCCUGUACAGUCUGGAUGUCCACCUGGAGUUCAAUCUGGCGCGCUACAUGACCAAACAAGAUGUCAAGCAGGCCAUCAGGAAGAUGUCCUACGUGGGUGAGGGAACCUAUACUAGCACCGCCAUCCGGAAGGCUACCCAGGAGGCCUUCUACAGUGCCCGUACUGGGGUUAGGAAAGUGGCCAUUGUUAUCACAGAUGGACAGACAGACAAACGAGAGCCUGUGAAGCUGGACAUUGCUGUGAGGGAGGCCCAUGCUGCCAACAUUGAGAUGUAUGCCCUGGGGAUUGUCAACACCUCAGAUACAACCCAGGCCGAGUUCCUGCGUGAACUAAAUCUGAUCGCCUCUGACCCUGACAGUGAACAUAUGUACCUCAUCGACGAUUUCAACACUCUACCAGCUCUGGAGUCAAAGCUUGUUAGCCAGUUCUGUGAGGAUGAGAAUGGAGCCCUUGUGUUGAAUCGCAACACUAAUGGCUUUGGAAGAAAUGGGAACAACGGCUAUGGGAACAAUGGCUAUGGGAACAACGGCUAUGGGAACAACGGCUAUGGGAACAACGGCUAUGGGAACAACGGAAAUGGGAACUACGGACAGGGGAAUAGCGGACAUGAGAAUAACGGACAUGAGAAUAACGGACAUGGGAAUAGCGGACAGGGGAAUAGCGGAGAGGGGAAUAGCGGACAGGGGAAUAGCGGACAGGGGAAUAGCGGACAGGGGAAUAGCGGACAGGGGAAUAGCGGACAUGAGAAUAACGGACAUGGGAAUAACAAACAUGGAAACACCUAUAAUGAGGAUCCUAUCCUAAAUCCAAGUGGACGCACCAGUUCCCAGAGUCACAUCAGAGGCCGUGGAGAUAACUUUGAUCUGCCCCUCAAUGCUGGACCACUCCCAGUGCAGGUGGAUGAUGAAGAGGGUGAAGAUUUAGACGUAAGGACCCACGUGCGAGGAGGUAGUACUGUGGCUGUAGCUAACGAAACAGUAUCCAUCUUCCCUGCAAAGGAAAGCUCCCACUCCAACACAGCUGUCUCGUUAUCAGGAUCAGCAUCAUCAUCCUCAGGAACAACAGGUUCAUCAUCAUCCAGCGAGGGACAAUUUCAGCCUGUAUCAAUUACUAUCCCUAAUUCUAUUUCCCCCCAAGAGUCUGUCUCGCUCAAUCCCCGCUGUAACCUGAGUUUGGACCAAGGCACCUGUCGAGAGUAUAACAUCCAGUGGUAUUACGACAAACAGGCCAAUUCCUGUGCACAGUUCUGGUAUGGAAGCUGUGAAGGAAAUGCCAACCGCUUUGAGACAGAGGAUGUGUGUAAGAAGACCUGUGUUCUAUCUAGAACAGCUGGUUAAAACAGGCAGAUGAUCAAUCAACUCAUCAGAACAAUCUGCCAUGGAACCAACUAAGCAAAGUGCAGAGGAUGUUUAAUAAUAGUAUACUACUGAUAUUUAAACAUUUUAUAUUUACAACAGGCAUAUAUCAUUGGAAAUAGCGUUAUUUUUGCAGCUCUCUGUGUCUCUCUCUCUUGAGGUGUAGAGAAUAAGGGAAGGACAUGCCACUUCUAGAUUUCAUGAAGUUGCCUUUCUUUUCAGAUGUAUGGUUAUCUGUGGACUUUAUUUACGGAAGUCUGAAUUUGUGAAGAAAAUAUAACGUUGCUAUGGUAACUGUUUUAUUACAUUUGAAAAGUGAUCCUAUACCUUACUCUUAUUAUAUUGAUGUUGGAUUAACUAACCCAUUCAAUACCUCAAUGUUACUCAAACGUAAGCUGUACUGAACAAAGGGGAUAGGUUCAAGCCCAGCGUUUGUCAUUUCAGGUUUACCCGAGAAAAACAUCACACAAUACAAUUCUCAUACCUCUUAGCCAUAAGCACAUUGUGCUGCCAUUAUGCUGUCCCACAAUAUCGUUUUAUAAUAUAGGGAUAGUCUUCUAGAAUACAUUAUUUUUUUUGUAGUAUACGUCUGAAUUCAGUAAUUGUAUUUUAAAGCAAACUAAAUUAAAUAGGUGCUGUAAUUAUUUUUCUUGUUUGUUUAAUGAUAUGUAUUAGUCCGUUUUAGGGUCACAUACGCCAGGCCUAUAAGUGACAGUAUGCAACUUGACCUAUGUAUUUUUCUUCCAACGUGUUUUGGGAAAUCGCACGUUGCUGUUGAUGAAAAAGCUAACUUUGAAAUUAACCACAUUUUUUACACGUGUACGUACUGGUUUUGAUGAUUUUGUUUUGUAUUUGUUUUUAUUGAUUGAAAAAGGAUAGAUAGACAACUUCACAAAACAGUGGGAAGCUUUGGAGUCAACAUGGGACAGCAUCCCUGUAGAACACCUUUUAGCGUCCAUGCCCUGACGAAUUGAGGCUGUUCUGGAGGCAAAAGAGGGUGCAACUCAAUAUUAGAAAGGUGUUCCUAAUGUUUUGUACACUCAGUGUAUUUGGCCUUGUGUUUUAGGUUGUUUUCCUGCUGAAAGGUGAAUUUGUCUCCCUGUGUCUGUUGGAAAGCAGACUGAACCAGGUUUUCCUCUAGUACUUGCCUGUGCUUAGCUAUAUUCCUUUUCUUUUUAUCCUAAAAAGCUCCCUGGGCCUUGCUGAUGACAAGCAUACUCAUAACAUGAUGUAGAAUCACCAUGCUUGAAAAUAUGAAAAGUGGUACUCAGUGAUGGGCUGUAUUAGAUUUGCCACAAACAUAAUGCUUUGUAUUGAGGUCAAAACGUAAAUUUCUUUGCCACAUGUUUUGCAGUAUUACUUUAAUGCCUUAUUGCAAACAGGAUGCAUAUAUUGGAAUAUUUUUAUUCUGUUCAGGCUUCCUUCUUUUCAUUCUGUAAUUUUGGUUAUUAUUGUGGAGUAACUACAUUGUUGUUGAUCCAUCACCAUCUCCUUUUAAAAUGACCAUUGGUAUCAUGGUGAAAUCCCUGAGCGGUUUCCUUCCUCUCCGUCAACUGAGUUAGGAAGGAAGCCUGUAUCUUUGUAGUGACUGGGUGUAUUGAUGCACCAUCAAAAGUGAAAUUAAUAACUUCACCAUGAUCAAAGGGAUAUUCAAUGUCUGUUUUUUACCCAUCUAACAAUUGGUGCCAUUCUUUUUAGAGUCAUUGGAAAACGUCUCUAGUCUUUGUCGUUGAAUCUGUGCUUGAAAUUCACUGCUCAACUGAAGGACCUUACAGAUAAUUCUAUGUAUGGGGUAUAGAGAUGGGGUAGUCAUUCAAAAAUCAUGUUAAACACCAUUAUUGCACACAGAAUUACAUACAACUUAUCUGACUUGUUAAAGGUUAAAGGAAAUUUUUACUCCAUACAACUUAUCUGACUUGUUAGGUUAAAGGACAUUUUUACUCAUGAAGUUAUUUAGGCUUGCCAUAACAAAGGGGUUGAAUACUUAUUGACUCCAGACAUUUCAGCUUUUAGUUUUUUAUUAAUUUGUACAAAAUUCUAAAAACAGAAUUCCACUUUGACAUUGUGGGGCAUUGUGUGUAGAUCAGUGACACACAUCUACAUUUUAUCCAUUUUAAAUUCCAAGUUGUAAUACAACAAAAUGUGGAAAAAAUGAAAGGGGUGUGAAUACUUUCUGAAGGCACUGAUUCUUGAAGAAGAAAUGCCUCAUGAGCUUAGUUCAACUGUCCCCAUCAGAACCCAAAAUAUAAGCUUGUUUUACAAACACUGCAUAGCCUCAAAACAUGGUUCAAACUAUAAUUUAGAAAAUAUCACGGAUGGUCAGUCCUUACAUCCAUAGCUCUGUCUAUGAAUUUGAGAGCAGUUUACCGAAACAGCGGUUAUUGUUUGAACAGCAGAUUGCCCCUUUAACCAAGCUCCAACUCUCCUCAUGUGCCUUUUUGUGUUCGUUCUUCAACUGUGAAUAAAUAUAAUUUUGGGAUUCUUA
This is a messenger RNA of Oncorhynchus kisutch (coho salmon), 6426 nucleotides long. It is a transcript of the gene col28a2a, whose product is annotated as collagen, type XXVIII, alpha 2a. The transcript has 35 exons. The record is from RefSeq and is a predicted model, not a curated record. The coding region runs from base 3 to 3923 and encodes 1306 amino acids. Gene Ontology annotation, molecular function: serine-type endopeptidase inhibitor activity. NCBI's taxonomy places the organism in Eukaryota, Metazoa, Chordata, Actinopteri, Salmoniformes, Salmonidae.